This is a messenger RNA of Cynara cardunculus var. scolymus (artichoke), 2307 nucleotides long. Its product is annotated as receptor-like protein 7. The coding region runs from base 1 to 2307 and encodes 768 amino acids. The record is from RefSeq and is a predicted model, not a curated record. Gene Ontology annotation, molecular function: protein binding. NCBI's taxonomy places the organism in Eukaryota, Viridiplantae, Streptophyta, Magnoliopsida, Asterales, Asteraceae. The transcript has a single exon.
AUGGAAUUUAAAGUUUCUUCCUGGCUUCUGUUGGUUUCCUUUUGCUCAUUCUUUUUCGGGUUACAUCCAAUAUCUGGCCAAUGUCUUAAUGACCAGAAAUCGUUGCUACUGGCGUUGAAAAAUGAUCUCAAAUUUGAUUCUUCACUCUCGACCAAACUCGUGGGGUGGAACCAAAGUGCUGACUGCUGUCAUUGGGGUGGUGUGGCAUGCGACAAAGCAGGUCAUGUCACAGGAAUUGAUAUUAGUAACGAAAGCGUAAGUGGUGGGAUCGAUGGUUCCUCCGCUCUUUUCGGUCUUCGCUUUCUUCGGUCCCUCAACCUGGCGUAUAACAGCUUCCAUUCCGCUCAGUUGCCGUCGGGGUUUGGAAAGCUUACUCUCAUGAGCUAUCUGAAUUUGUCUAAUGCAAAUUUCCAAGGCCAGAUUCCUGGAGAUUUUCCCUUAAUGAAGAGGUUGGUUACUCUUGAUAUCUCUUCAAGUCCCUACUAUACUCUUGCUCUUGAAAAUCCAGAUCUCAAAAUGCUGAUUCAGAGCCUUACGGGACUAAGAGAACUCUAUCUCGACAAUAUCAACAUUACGACACAUGGGUAUCACUGGGCUGAGCUCAUAUCUUCUUCCCUGCCCAACUUGCAGGUCUUAAGCUUGAAGGGUUGUGGUCUUUCAGGUCCUCUGGACUCUUCACUUGCUAACCUUAAAUACCUUUCUGUUAUUAUUCUAGAUGAAAAUACCUUCUCAUCGGAUGUCCCUGAGUCAUUUGCAAACCUCCAAAACCUGACAGUUUUGAGCCUUCAAGCAUGCAAUCUUAGUGGAUCACUUCCUAAGAAAAUCUUCCAGGUACCUAGUCUAAAGACGAUCGAUCUUUCAAGUAAUGUAGUACUUAAUGGUCCUCUACCUGAGUUCCCUGAGAAUGGAUCUCUUCAGAAUCUGGUGCUUAGUUACACAGUUGUUGGGGGGACCCUUCCAGAUUCUAUUGGUAGCCUUAGAAUGUUGUCCAGGAUAGAACUUAGAGGCUGCAAAUUCAGUGGACCACUUCCAAAGUCGAUGCAAAACCUUACUCGUCUUGUCUAUUUGGAUCUUUCAGUUAAUCAGUUCAACGGUCCAAUCCCAUCGUUUCAGUUGUCUAAGAAUCUAGUCUCGGUAAAUUUCUAUCAGAACAAUCUAACUGGUGGAAUUCCUUCUCACUGGGAAGGUCUCAAUCGUCUUCAGUUUCUUAAUUUGGGUUACAACUCUUUGAGUGGGAAUUUACCUGAGUCUUUGUUAACCUUGACAUCACUUGAGGAUUUAGAACUUCCCAACAACAGGUUAUCUGGUCAAAUUAGUAAACUUACUGACGUUUCCUCUUUUCGACUACGUGAUCUGGAUCUGAGUGGCAACAAAUUUGAAGGCCCAAUUCCUGGAUUCAUCUUCAAACUUCCAAGACUUUCGACUCUCGCGCUUGCUACGAAUAACUUCGCGGGCAGUGUAGACCUGGACAUGUUUGGAAAGUUGGAGGAGCUUUACGCACUUGAUCUUUCUUUUAAUGAUCUCGUGGUCAGUGUAAAUGCAAACAGAUCAACCUUUUCAUCACUCUCUAAACUCAACUCAUUGAUGUUAGCUUCAUGCAAGAUGCAACAGCUUCCUGAUCUGCAGAAUCAGUCAAGACUGAUGAUGCUAGAUCUUUCAGACAACCAACUAAGUGGUGAAAUACCCAACUCGAUCUGGAAAGUUGGCAAUGGAUAUCUGCGGUUUCUAAAUUUGUCACACAAUAAGUUUUCAAGUCUCCAAAAGCCUUACACUUUUCCUUUUCUACUUGAUGUUCUUGACUUGCAUUCUAAUCACCUGACAGGAGAUAUCCCGAUUCCUCCAAGACGAGUUUAUCAUCUGGAUUACUCGAGCAACAACUUCGGAUCUUCUAUCCCAGCUAAUUUCGGAAACGUUCUCACCUCGACUUUAUACUUUUCCAUUUCCAACAGUAAAGUGGUUGGAGUGAUCCCUGAGUCAAUAAGCAAUGCCAGCUCCCUGCAUGUUCUUGACUUAUCACAGAAUGCACUUAGAGGUCCAAUUCCAUCGUCAAUUGGAAACUUCAAAGUCCUAGAAUCCUUGGACCUUUCAGUCAACAUGUUAAAUGGGAGCAUUCCAGAGCAGCUUGCAAAUCUUACUUCACUUUCAUUCCUAAAUCUAUCUUAUAAUCAUCUUUCUGGAAAAAUCCCACAAGGCUCAGUGUUUCAGGCAUUGACAGAGUUGUCGUUUGAGGGAAACCGAGGGCUGUGUGGCCCCCCUUUGAAGAAGAGUUGUGAUAAUAAGCAAAUGUCACCACAAGUUGAAUACUAG